AUGACUUGCUCGGCGUCAGACAGCGAGAAGAUUGUGAUAAACUGCGGCGGAAUCCGACACGAGACCUACCGGAGCACUUUAAAGACCCUGCCCGGCACGCGCCUGUCCUGGCUCACCGAGCCUGACGCCUACAGCAACUUCGACUACGACCCGAAGUCGGACGAAUUCUUCUUCGACCGCCACCCGGCCACCUUCGCCUUCAUCCUCAAUUACUACCGCACCGGGAAGCUGCACUGCCCCAAUGAUGUCUGCGGGCCGCUGUUCGAGGAGGAGCUCGCCUUCUGGGGCAUUGAUGAGACUGACGUGGAGGCGUGCUGCUGGAUGAACUACAGGCAGCACCGCGACGCAGAGGAAGCCCUGGACAGCUUCGAGACUCCUGAGCCAGACGUACCGGAGGAUGAUCCGGCGCUCACCGGCGGGGUGGACGGAGACCUCAAGCGGCUGUGCAUGCAGGAGGACGGCCGCAAAGCGACUUGGUGGGAAGUAUGGCAGCCCAGGAUGUGGGCGCUGUUCGAGGACCCUUACUCUUCCAAAUACGCCCGGUACGUGGCCUUUGCUUCGCUGUUCUUCAUCCUUCUCUCUAUCUCCACCUUCUGCUUGGAGACCCACGAGGCUUUCAACACCAUCUACAACAAGACGGAGAACGUCACCGUUGGCAACGUAACACGUGAGGAGAUUGUUUAUGAAGUUGUCACCGACGGCUGGCUGACAUAUGUGGAAGGUGUCUGUGUCAUCUGGUUCACUAUUGAGGUGAUGGCCCGUGUCAUCUUUUGCCCCGACAAGGCAGAAUUCUUCCGUAGCGCCCUUAACAUCAUAGACUUUGUGGCUAUUGUUCCCUUUUACCUGGAGGUUGCACUCAGUGGCCUCUCCUCUAAAACAGCCAAAGAUGUGUUGAGCUUCCUACGUGUGGUACGCUUUGUCCGUAUCCUGCGUAUAUUCAAGCUAACCCGCCAUUUUGUCGGUUUACGGGUCUUGGGACACACUUUGCGAGCGAGUACCAAUGAGUUCUUGUUGCUAAUCAUUUUCCUGGCGUUAGGUGUUCUCAUAUUUGCUACUAUGAUCUACUAUGCGGAACGUAUCGGAGCUGACCCAGAUGACCCGACUGGCGCUAACCACACCACCUUUAAGAACAUUCCUAUUGGCUUCUGGUGGGCUGUGGUGACCAUGACCACUCUUGGUUACGGAGACAUGUACCCUGAAACAUGGUCUGGAAUGUUAGUGGGUGCUCUAUGUGCCUUGGCGGGUGUGCUCACCAUCGCUAUGCCUGUGCCUGUCAUUGUCAACAACUUUGGGAUGUACUACUCACUGGCCAUGGCCAAGCAGAAGCUUCCAAAGAAGAGGAACAAGCACAUCCCAAGAGCACCACAGCCGGGAAGUCCCAAUUACUGCAAGCCAGAUGCGUUAGCAAUGGCAACUGCUUCUCCACAUAGAUUAAUGGGCAAUGUGCUCGGGCCAGGCAUGGUGGAAUCUGGCAGCAUGAUGGGUGCAGGAGACUGCCCACUGGCACAAGAAGAGAUCAUUGAAAUAAACAGGGCAGACUCUAAGCAGAAUGGCGACGCAGCCACUAAUGCAGCAGCUCUGGCCAAUGAGGACUGUCCUACCAUAGACCAGGUUCUUGGGGACGAGCGCAGUCCGGUCACCGGAGGACUUGGCUCCAACACCAGCCGUGAACGAUACCCACACGACCGUGCCUGUUUUCUUCUGAGUGCUGGGGAGUUUCAGCGAACCACCGAUGGGAAUGUUCGGAAAGUGCUGAGCUUCUAACUCCGCCUCCGCCUCCUCAUCAUGGAGAGGAAAACAGUCAAUCUCUCCAGCUCUGUUGUUCCACUUUCCCCCCUCAUAUGUCUCCAUGUAGAAACUGAAAGAAAAGCUCAAAGAAGAGAAAGGAGUUCGCUUUUGUUCUCAAACAGAAAGAAAACCCAACAUUUUUAAGGUAUGAGACCUUUAAUCUCUUUCCAAGCAGACGUUGAAGCAAAGCACAGAAGAAGCUUCACAGUUUCACGUCUCUACGGAUCAUCAACCAGGAAGUCAACGUUUCCACAGUUUUGUAGCAUUAUUGCUUUAAUGACGACGUGUUUGAUUUGAAGUAAACCCCACCAGUGUGUUUUAGUUCCUUUAACUGUUGAAUCUGUAUGAACGCAGACGGAUUACAGGUACUGCUUCUUGCAAAGCUUCCUGCACUCAGCUAAAGGACCCAUAGGAGAGCACUGAAGGGUAGCAGCUGGAAGAAGAUGAAAGCAAUCUCCUCAGCCUUUGCUGGUUUCCUGUAAAAUAAAAAAAAAGUCACAAUCUCUUCCAUUUUUCUCCAAUUUCCAACCAAAGAAAGACGCUUGGAUGAACAUAUGAGAUGGAACAAGCAGGAACUCACAUUUCCACGGCUAGCUGAAAGGUCUUUCCCGGAUGUUCCUCCAUGUUUCCCGCACCUCCUCCGCUCCCUCUCUCAGCGCUGAAACUGCUCCGCCUCUCUAGCAAAUGUUGCAUGGCAUGAAUUAUAACAACUGAAUCCAGAAAAACGCAAUCAGAAGGAUGAAUAAAAAUGAGAUGUCAUGGAGGGAUUAAAUCUAUUUUUUUCUACUAAGUACCUUUAGAAAAAGAUGCAUCAUUUGCCUUGAACCCCUUUGACUUGCUGGUGAAAAAAGAAGAUAUUGUACAGGAAACAGCACUUUCUGGAGACGUAAUGAAUGAAGACACGCGUCCUUUAAGUGAGCGAAGAGGAAGAGACGCCCUGCAGAACCGUUCUCCUCCAGGACGUGGAAGACGACAGAACAGCAGGUCAUCAGCAAUACUAGGAGAACAUCUAUGCUAUGCUUCUCUAGGGACAGACAUGACAAUGACGAACAGGCAUUGUUUACCAGCAUGAAUACUUUGCAUGACUUCUGCAAGCCACUCUGAUCUCUCCUUAUUAAUAACAGUUUGAAAUAUUCAAAUGUGUUUACUUUGUGUUUAAAAACCACAGACUGUCUUUUUUAUUUAAUAAGAUCUCGACGCUUAAAAAAUGAUGACAAACCAGGAGAGCGCUUCAUCGUAAGAAGGAGACCCUUUCUUUCAAAAAAGAACAAUGCAAACAUUUAUUGUGGUCGUACUGGACCGUCGUUCUGUUGCUACCACUACUUCCAACAUGGCUGCUUUCCUCUUCCUCCUUUCUUUCUUCUUCUUCUUGUAGCCUUUUUCAACACCUUGGACUAUCCGAUGGCAGCUGUGUGUCUGUGCCAGUAACAGGCGAGCCUACCCGAUCAGACUAAACUGUGCUUCCACUGAUCGCUCGAGUGUCUGCGCUCCCUUUAUCCUAAUCUUCCUUUUUUUUGUUGUUUUCUCAUCGUUUGGCUUCUGAUUUCCUUUGGUUUGACUCUACAACGUCUCGGAAAUCAGCUAAAAUAACUCAAAUACCAUAAUAAAGCUGAUUUCUGGUGACAUGAAGUGAUAGAAAGGCCCUGAUGGGAAACAAACACACUAAUCU
Molecule: messenger RNA, 3457 nt
Organism: Cyprinodon variegatus (sheepshead minnow)
Lineage: Eukaryota; Metazoa; Chordata; Actinopteri; Cyprinodontiformes; Cyprinodontidae
Product: potassium voltage-gated channel subfamily C member 1-like
Exons: 5
Coding region: 1-1764 (587 amino acids)
Biological process (GO): potassium ion transmembrane transport; protein homooligomerization
Cellular component (GO): voltage-gated potassium channel complex; axon; neuronal cell body membrane
Molecular function (GO): delayed rectifier potassium channel activity; protein binding
Source: RefSeq, a predicted model, not a curated record